This is a messenger RNA of Gorilla gorilla gorilla (western lowland gorilla), 1029 nucleotides long. RefSeq names its product olfactory receptor 4N4-like. Gene Ontology annotation, biological process: G protein-coupled receptor signaling pathway. The record is from RefSeq and is a predicted model, not a curated record. NCBI's taxonomy places the organism in Eukaryota, Metazoa, Chordata, Mammalia, Primates, Hominidae. Gene Ontology annotation, cellular component: membrane. The transcript has 2 exons. Gene Ontology annotation, molecular function: G protein-coupled receptor activity; olfactory receptor activity.
AUGCGUGUGCCGCCACCCAUUACUCUUUCCUCUUCUGUGCUGCUCCAGCAUUGUCAGGAGCAGAUGAAAGCAGAAGAAAUAAAGAUAGCAAACAACACAGUAGUGACAGAAUUUAUCCUCCUUGGUCUGACUCAGUCUCAAGAUAUUCAGCUCUUGGUCUUUGUGCUAGUCUUAAUUUUCUACCUUAUCAUCCUCCCUGGAAAUUUCCUCAUCAUUUUCACCAUAAAGUCAGAUCCUGGCCUCACAGCAUCCCUCUAUUUCUUUCUGGGCAACUUGGCCUUCCUGGAUGCAUCCUACUCCUUCAUUGUGGCUCCCCGGAUGUUGGUGGACUUCCUCUCUGUGAAGAAGGUAAUCUCCUAUAGAGGCUGCAUCACUCAGCUCUUUUUCUUGCACUUCCUUGGAGGAGGGGAGGGAUUACUCCUUGUCGUGAUGGCCUUUGACUGCUACAUCGCCAUCUGCCGGCUUCUGCACUAUUCUACUGUCAUGAACCCUAGAACCUGCUAUGCAAUGAUGUUGGCUCUAUGGCUUGGGGGUUUUGUCCACUCCAUUAUCCAGGUGGUCCUCAUCCUCAGCUUGCCUUUUUGUGGCCCAAACCAGCUGGACAACUUCUUCUGUGAUGUCUCAUAGGUCAUCAAGCUGGCUUGCACCGACACGUUUGUGGUGGAGCUUCUGAUGGUCUUCAACAGUGGCCUGAUGACACUCCUGUGCUUUCUGGGGCUUCUGGCUUCCUAUGCAGUCAUCCUGUGCCAUGUUCGUAGGGCAGCUUCUGAAUUGAAGAACAAGGCCAUGUCCACGUGCACCACUCAUGUCAUUAUUAUACUUCUUAUGUUUGGACCUGCUAUCUUCAUCUACAUGCACCCCUUCAGGGCCUUACCAUCUGACAAGGUGGUUUCUUUCUUUCACACAGUGAUCUUUCCAUUGAUGAAUCCUAUGAUUUAUACCCUUCGAAACCAGGAAGUGAAAACUUCCAUGAAGAGGUUACUGAGUCGACAUGUAGUCUGUCAAGUGGACCUUAUAAUAAGAAACUGA